Molecule: messenger RNA, 931 nt
Organism: Ctenocephalides felis (cat flea)
Lineage: Eukaryota; Metazoa; Arthropoda; Insecta; Siphonaptera; Pulicidae
Product: SURF1-like protein
Exons: 5
Coding region: 47-931 (294 amino acids)
Biological process (GO): mitochondrial respiratory chain complex IV assembly
Cellular component (GO): mitochondrion; membrane
Source: RefSeq, a predicted model, not a curated record
GCUUUCAAUUACAAUUUAUUUAACUAUAUUUACAAUAAUUAAAAUCAUGAUCUCAAACACCAGAUAUGUACUACGUUUUAAUUCAUGUAAAAAUAUAUCCUAUACGAAUUCUAUUAGAUUUUUAUCAUUUAAACAUAAAUUAAAGUUCAAUGAAAAGAAACCAGAUAAUAAAAUAACACCUUUUGGUUGGUGUUUAUUGGUAGUACCUAUAUCUUCAUUUGCUCUCGGAUGCUGGCAAGUCAAGAGACGUCGAUGGAAAGAAGACUUAAUUGCUGAUUUAAAAGCUAGAACUACUUUGAAACCUAUACCACUACCAGAUGAUAUAUCUUAUCUAACGAAUAUGGAAUAUCAUCCGGUGAUUGUCCGUGGUCAUUAUGUACCAGAAAAGAGUGUUCUUAUGGGACCAAGAUCAUUAAUUGUUGAUGGUGAUUCCUCUAAAGGCGGACUUUUGAGCCAAGGGGGUAAACAUUCUGGUACAGGAUUUCAUGUUAUUACACCUUUUAAACUAUUGGACAGAGAUGGUACUAUUAUGGUUAAUCGAGGCUGGAUACCAGCAAAUAAAAGAAAAGUCAUACAGAACGAUGCUGAGAAAGAAAGUUCUCAAAACAAUGAGCCAGUAACAUUAAUUGGUGUUGUAAGACAUACUGAAGACAGAUCUGUGUUUGCUCCUAGACAACAAUCUGGAGGCACGCUUUUGUACAGGAAUGUGCCUUAUAUAGCUGAGUUGACAGGAUCAACAUUACCGGUAUUUUUGGAUGUCAGAGAGUCCUCUGAUCAAAUACUUUAUGAUCCUGAUAAACCUAUACCGAAUCAAACACGAGUCACAUUAAGGAACGAGCACACUUCUUAUAUUUUUACAUGGUUUGGAUUGAGUGCAUUCACAGGUUAUAUGUGGUAUACGUCUGUUUUUAAGAAAAUAAGGUUACCAUAA